CAUUUCCGAGAGCGAUCGUCCCCGGGGGGAGACAGAGCUCUGAGGGAGACAGGGGGGAUGGAGGAGAGAAAAUGGCAAUGACAGUUUGUAGGACAGGCGUUUGCUAAGGGGUGGGAACUGUAAAGGUGAAGGAAAGGAACAUGAACAGAGCGAUAUAGACAGCAGAAGGUCGAAGAGCAAAAAGAACGUGAGAAAAAGCAGAAAGGAAAAACAGGAGUUGAGAAAAAGUAAAAGGGGAGUGGCAGAAAGAAAGGAGUUACAGGGGAAGAGAGAGCGACAGAAGCAACAAUAGAUUGACCCGUCACCAUGACAACAGAAGUGGGAUCUGAGACAGAGGUGAAGGAGAAAGCAGAGGAGUCAGCUGCUCAGCCGGACCAAUCGGAGAAGGCAACAGAAGAAACCCAGGAAGUAGCGAGCGCGGAGGGUGACGAUAAGGAGAAAGAAAAGGAGAAGGAGAAAGAGGGGAAAGGAAUAUCUCGAUACCUGCCAACAUGGCUUAAGAAGCAGAAGUCUCAAAGCCAGACCUCUCCAACCAAGGAGGUGCCACCCACAGAGGAAGCCAAUAACACUGUGGAACAGGAAGAGGAGGGGCCUGCCCCAGAAGUUAACGGUCACGCAGAGGAAGUGGAAGAGAAGGAGGCAGUAAAGUCGGAGCAAGUGAAGGAAAAAGAAGCAGAAUCUCACUCCAACGCCAGCGCAGACACCGAGCCUGCCAAGGAAGAGAAGGUGGACGAGAGUGCUGAGAGUCCUGAAGAGACCAAGGAGACCAAGGAGACAACAGAGGGAGAGGGCGCAGAGGAGCAGGAGGAGAAGAAGGAGCCGGAAGGAGAGGUGCAAGGUGAAGGAGAGGAAGGCCACACCUCCAUUUUUCAGUCGCCUCUACGUCUGGUGAGGAAGAGCAAGAUGAAACUGGUGGUCUGUCAUGUGAGCCUACUGGACGGGACUGACUUCACCUGUGAGGUGGAGAAACGUGCAAAGGGCCAGUACUUAUUCUUUAAGGUGUGUGAGCAUCUUAAUCUAAUGGAAAAAGACUACUUUGGACUGACUUACAAGGACAGCCAUGAACAGAGAUGUUGGUUGGUUCCCACCAAGGAAAUCAAGCGGCAGAUAUGUAGUAACAACUGGCAGUUUUCAUUCAAUGCCAAGUUCUACCCUCCAGACCCCUCACUGCUCACUGAAGACAUUACCAGGUACCUGUUGUGCCUGCAGCUCCGUGAAGAUGUGGCUUCUGGUCGACUGCCUUGCUCAUUCGUUACUCACGCCCUGCUGGGGUCAUACACAUUGCAGGCAGAAUUUGGUGACUAUGAACCGGAGCAGCCUCGCCCUCUGGACUACAUUGGCCAGCUCACCUUUGCGCCCAAUCAGAACAAAGAGAUGGAGGAGAAGAUAUUUGAACUCCACAAGUCUCACAGGGGAAUGACACCUGCACAGGCUGAUGCCCAGUUUCUAGAAAAUGCCAAGAAACUAUCCAUGUACGGAGUGGACCUACACCACGCUAAGGAUUCUGAGGGUGUGGACAUCAUGCUUGGUGUGUGUGCCAACGGACUCCUGGUUUACAAAGACAGACUUCGGAUAAAUCGUUUCGCUUGGCCCAAAAUACUGAAGAUUUCAUACAAGAGGAACAACUUCUACAUCAAGAUCAGACCAGGAGAGACGGAGCAGUUUGAGAGCACGGUGGGAUUCAAACUCCAGAACCAUCGAUCUGCCAAAAAGCUGUGGAAAGUCUGCGUUGAGAAUCACAGUUUCUUCAGGUUAAACGCACCAGAGCCUCCUACCAAGGCCCGCUUCUUGACUCUGGGCUCCAAGUUCCGCUACAGCGGACGCACCCAGGCCCAGACCCGCGUGGCCAGCUCCCUCAUAGACCGACCCGCACCCAACUUUGAACGCACCUCAUCGAAACGCAUCAGCCGCAGUCUGGACGGAGCACCAAUGAUCAGCAUAACUGAGGCUGGCAGGGACACAGCUGAGAACGGACGUGAGCCGCAUCUGGAGCUCCACUCUGAUUCAAAGGUUAAGGAGGUGGACUUAAGCCCUGGUGAUGUUGAAGCCACAUCUGCCCAGUCACUUGGAGCCGAUGAGGUUACCCUCUCCCAGAGUCCAUUGAGAGUGCAUGGGGACAAUAUUUAUGUGAGGCACAGUAAUUUAAUGUUGGAGGACCAUGAUAAGGCCCAAGACGAGGUUCUGAAACAUCAAGCUAGCAUUAGCCAGCUAAAACGCUCCUUUAUGGAGGCGCCACCUCCCUCUCCUCCUCAGCUCAACCAGUGGGAGAAACGUCUCACCUCCUCCCCCGCCACAACAAUACGUGUUCAACAGCAACAAGUGAGCCUUGAAGAGGAGAUAGCUUCUGUACUUCUAAGUAGACACUCAUGCACUGGCUUUUAUUCAGCUGCUGACGCUGUCUGCGGCAGUACCCCUGAACUGACACUAGAGGCUGCUCUUACCACACGUUCUACUGCGCUCUCUGCCACCGAGGUGAGUGUGUCCGAUGUGGAAGCCACCGCAGCUGAUAGUUCGAUCUCUGAUACCAAAGAACCUGCAAAGACGGCCGAAGUCGAAAUCGAAGAAACCGUUGUCGUGGAAGAGGUUUCCAAAGCAACCAAACCGGGAUUUGUCACAGUUACAACCAGUUCUCCUGCUGUCCCAACCACAGACCAGGAAACAAGAGAUCAGGGAGUGAAGGUUGAGGAAAAAAUAGUGGUGACACAGGAAGCUAAAGCGGCAAAGCAGGAGAGUGUUUCAUCUGAAAGCGAGAGCGAGGAAGAAGCCGAGUACCACCCAAAUGUCCCUGUGUCCAUCUCUCAUACACAAAUACUGGAGGAGAAAGAAGAAGAAGAAGAGGAGGAAGAGCAGGUUGACAAACAGGAGGACAAGACAACGGAGCAGGAUACUCCAGAAGUUUCCUCCCCGCCAGCUGAAGUCCUUCAGCCUGCAGAAGAAACCAGCCGAGUGGUAGAGGAGUCUGAGGCAGGGAACAAGAACGCAGAGGAGAAAGAAGGUGAGCGGGAGACAGAGGAAAGCACCAACGAUCCGAUGACAACACCCGACGAAGCUCCUAAUGGCUUCACCCCAACUGAGGAGGCCGUGAGCGGGUUGGCCACCCACCCAGAGGUGGAUGACGAGCCCAAAAUGAACGGACAAGCCUCAUUGGUUGAAGCAGAACACCGGCCACAGGUUAUUUGUUGCUCUGAGCCACCUGUGGUAAAGACAGAAAUGGUGACUAUAUCAGACACGUUCGCAGCCCAGAAAACUGAGAUAGCUACAAAAGAAGUGCCCAUCGUACAUACGGAAACCAAGACCAUCACUUACGAAGCCGCACAGUUGGAUGGAAACGGCGACGGUGAGCCCGGAGUGUUGAUGACUGCUCAGACUAUCACCUCUGAAUCACUGUGUACUACUACAACCACACACAUUACCAAGACGUUAAAGGGCGGCCUAUCAGAGACGAGGAUUGAGAAACGCAUCGUCAUCACUGGCGACUGCGACAUCGACCACGACCAGGCACUGGCCCAGGCCAUUAAGGAGGCCAAAGAGCAACAUCCUGACAUGUCUGUUACCAGAGUGGUGGUUCAUAAAGAAACUGAACUGGCGGAGGAGGAGGAUUGACUGAACUCAGAGCUGAAGGGCCCAUCGUGACUGUUUUCCUCUGUUGACGUUGAACGACCUUCAUCACCCGACGACGACGACCGACCUUGACUGACCGACGAGGAGGAGCUGAAGAACACGAGGAAGAGAAAGACGGAUGGAGAGAAAGUCACCAGUCUUUUCUAACAUUUCUGUGGUGCAUCUAAAUCCCUCACUCCAAAAACCAAGUAAAAGGAAAAAAAAUCAUCUCUUCACUCUUCCCGAGGGGAACAAAAACGAACCACUUUGUUAGAUUAACAUUUGUAGCGUGUUUUUAUUUUUUAAUAGAGCCUGUUUUUUUUCUUUAACUGAUUUGUUUUACAAAAAGAGAGAAGAUAGUGAGUCUGUCAUAUAUUGCGAAAACUAGGAUUUUUAGGGAUGCACUGAUAACCAGUUCUGGUGAGACACAGCUAAAAUACUGUAUCAUUGUACUGAAUAUUUCACCAGUACCAGUGACCUUCAACGAAGCUGUAAGAUUCAAAGCAAAUUUUAGCUAUUUCUACAAACAGGAAGCUGUCGAAUGGAGACAGUUUUUUAUCUUUUUCUUAAUUUUUAUUUUCUUAAAAAGUAAAUUGACACUGAGGUUCUGUGUUUGGAAUCUGUAUCAGCAGAGUUAAAGUGUUUUUGGUGCAUUCCUAAACCAAAAAAAAGGUUAUUUGAUAUUUUACAGCUCCCUCCCUCACGGCUUUAAUCGGUGAGUAACAAAAUGUAACUCAGUCCGUUCUUAAGAUUUUACAGUUACAACUACAACUGCAAGAAACACGGAGACACAACUUGGUUUGAAACUUUUGUUCAAAACAUAACACAAACAAACUGUAUCACUCACUGUAACACAUUCACGGUCAGAGUCAGAUUAAAGAAAUCAACUGUCACAUUAUCACCCUUUGUUACUAAUAAUUACAGAAACUAGGGAGCUGUUAGGUAAAAUAUCGCAGUAAAAAAACAAUCAACCAGUAAUUUUCUUUUUUAUUCUGUCUCUUGUUCUGUAAGUAUAGUUCUUAUUCAUCCACAUUCCUUGUGUGUCGACCAGCGGCUGAGUGAGUUCACUUUCAUCGAGACGUUUUUACAUUUACAGCAGGUGAAUGAAUCUUAAUUGGGUCGUUGGACGUUUAUAAUAAAUUUUUACUGAAAGGAAAUUAGAACCGAAAGUGAACUGACUGAAACGCCGGUGUAUGCAACUUUCUGUACAGUAAAACUAAAUGAAGGUUAUUAUAUGGGAGCAGAAAUCCAGCUUUUAAUUAGCUAAACGCUCUCCCUGGGGCCCGCCCACUGUACGACACUGACCAUUCCUGCUGGGCCGCAGGGGAGCGAGGGAGCAGUAAACUGACGCUUGAUUGGGAGAGAGAGAGGACCAGUGAACAGAGGGAAAAUUGGGAGAUAGAGGUGGCGUCCACGCAUCGUCUACUUGGGAGUGAAAAAUAAUUUGAACACUGCAGUGAGUUAAAGCUGUUUUAAUAUUCUUGGGACGAUGCUUAACACGCGUUUAAAUAAUUCAAAAGGAGUUUUGUGCGACAGCCAGCAGAGGUACCAAAAUGAGGACACGCAGCAGGAACAACUUGAAAACCAGUUUCUGUGCCCAAACCAGAAUAAUGAAAUUUCUACCAGUUCGUUAACUCUGCACUUCAUUUCACUCCCAGCUUCUUUUUUUUCGUACCAACAAAAUCUGCAAAACGUGAUCUGGAAUUCGAAUCCGCAUAUCUUCAUGUUUUUACCUUUGAGCGAGUUUAGAUAGAAGGCCACUGUGUCGAUUGGUUUGAGAGUGUGUAGUUAUCAGAUUAUCUCGGCUCAUACAGCAAGUCUAGAUAUAUAUACGAUUAUUUUCGACGUGGUGCUCGCUGUGUUGUAACUGUUUCACCGCAACCAAAUAAUUCUGCUGUGGUAAUGUGAUUUUUUACAUGUUUCAAUUUCAAGACUUACAUUUGUCUCCCACACAAACAACACUCCGAAUCUCCCAGUGCACAAACAGAUACGCACGGAAACAGUUACAGCACAACAGUAAAACGCAGCUGAAAGGGACGAGUGCACCAGAGGGGUUGAAGUGCUCUUGAAACCCCCUGAAUGGAAUCUCAUGAUGUUUUAUUCAUUUCCUGUGUCCUUUUCACCCACAUGUUCAUCUGAAUUCCACAAAAAUGUGACUGUGUUAUAAAUAUUGGUGGCAUUAAAUGGGUUUGACCGAGAAACCUGGUCUGCUGCGUUCAGUUCGACCCGGGUUUGUGUGAGCAGCGAAAGGAUUCUGCCAAAACCUAAUCGAUUGUGAACAAAGAAGUGGUACAGAUUUACAAAAACAUUCCACCUGGACCCGCCUAGAUUUCUCUGAACCCCUCCAUUCUGGAUAUAGUGGCAUUUUACAUUAGAUUCAUCAGGAUCUCCUUUUAAAUGAAGAAAUAUUGACAUUUGAAGUAGCACGUACCUCUCAAUUUGAAAACCUUUCAAACUUCAUCCAGAUGGCGGAGCGGUGAAGACGGUCUAGGCCGGGAAACACCAGUCUGACCUCUGCUUUGCAGUUCAAUGACAUUCCGCAUGAGGGCGAAACCUUUAAUCUGGAGCCCUCUUGCAAUGAGACAAAGCAGCAGAAGAAGAAAUAAACGUGUGUAACGCUGGGCAGCUUUGUGAGCUUUCACUGUUUAAACAUUCGUAGCUUUUUCUCAGCAUUUUUCUUUUUUUCUGUGAAACUGAUCUAGAUGUUGAAAGGCGGGAUUUGUUGUAACCCCCCCCUGUUGAAUAUUUAUGAGAUUGUCACAGUGUGUUUUAUUGGGAUCACUGAAGGAGCACCAUUACAAAUCAAAUUUUCUGCCACCAUUUCCUGUUCUUUUUUUUAUUUUGCUUUUAGCCACAGACUGAGCCUCUUCUCGGGCGUCUGGGCUCUCGUCUGUCCGGAGCUGUGGGGCAGCGAGGUUGUUUUUUCUAAAAUGUUUUUUAGUGCUUUCUCAUGAGAUGAACACAAUAAAUAAAAAAGAAAGGCCUGACAAAUGCAUGAGUAAUUUUAAUGCAAGAAAAAAAGGCUGCAUCAGACAGUGGUUACCACGGCAACUCCAUAAUGGAACUCAUGGAUAAGAAACAGAUGAUUCUACGCCAGCUGAUUUUUUUAACUGUCAGGGAUCUCACCAUCAUGGAGCGCGCCGUGUGGUCAGACGAAACACACGUUUCACAAUUGGCUUCUAUUCUUAACAUUCAAUCUCAGGCUUUAUUGAACAGUUUGGACAAAUGAGAUCAUUUAAAGUCCGUUAAAACCAGCAUCAUUUUGUAUUUUUAACAAAGUUAAAAAAAACUCACUUUCAACAAAACUUUAUAAAGAAACAAAUUUUGGAAAAAGCAACCCGCUCCCUCCUUGCUCUCUCGUAGCACAACCAAUGAUCACUGGUAGGGUUUUUUCUAUCUAGCAGCUUAACUGUCUUGUGUCUCCCCACACAGCCACUCCUCCCCCGUGUAACACUGUUUGAAUAAAGGAUUGUUAUACUCUCA
This is a messenger RNA of Hippoglossus stenolepis (Pacific halibut), 7083 nucleotides long. It is a transcript of the gene epb41l2, whose product is annotated as erythrocyte membrane protein band 4.1 like 2. Bases 307 to 3603 code for a protein of 1098 amino acids. Gene Ontology annotation, cellular component: plasma membrane; cytoskeleton. Gene Ontology annotation, molecular function: actin binding; structural molecule activity. NCBI's taxonomy places the organism in Eukaryota, Metazoa, Chordata, Actinopteri, Pleuronectiformes, Pleuronectidae. Gene Ontology annotation, biological process: cortical actin cytoskeleton organization. The transcript has 26 exons. The record is from RefSeq and is a predicted model, not a curated record.